Molecule: messenger RNA, 5488 nt
Organism: Equus quagga
Lineage: Eukaryota; Metazoa; Chordata; Mammalia; Perissodactyla; Equidae
Gene: PTPRJ
Product: protein tyrosine phosphatase receptor type J
Exons: 26
Coding region: 25-4308 (1427 amino acids)
Biological process (GO): protein dephosphorylation
Molecular function (GO): protein binding; protein tyrosine phosphatase activity
Source: RefSeq, a predicted model, not a curated record
GCGGCUCCCUGCAGCCCGAGCCGCAUGACGCGCGGAGGAGGCAGCGGGAGCCGCCGGGGCCGCCGGAGCCGGGAUCGGGGCGCCGCGCGCGGGGGGUGGGCGCCGCUCGCUCCGCCCCGCGAAGCCCCCACGCGCCCGGGGACGCGUCCCCCUCGCUGCAGCCGCGCCAGGCUCCGCCGUGUGGCCGCCGCCGCCGCCGCCGCUGCCAUGUCCCCGGGGAAGCCCGGGGCGGGCGGAGCGGGGACUAGGCGGACCGGCUGGAGGAGGAGGAGGCGGAGGCGGCGGCCGGAGGCGGCGACGAGGGCGCCCGAGCUCGGGCACACGGCGGGGCCCGGCUCGCGCGUCCCGGGCACGUUCCAGGGCGCGCGGGGCAUGAAGCCGGCGGCGCGGGAGGCGCGGCCCCCUCCGCGCUCGCCCGGGCUGCGCUGGGCGCUGCCGCCGCUGCUGCUGCUGCUGCGCCUGGGCCAGAUUGUGUGCGCAGGUGACUUGACAUCUGCAGCCGUCGAGGUUAAGGGGACUGAGGCCCCAGGACACUUUUCAACAGUAACUGUGACCAGUCCAAGUGGCCAGAGUCAGUGGAAUUCCCAAGGAGAUGGGGCCGGGAAGACUUCAUCUGAGGGGCUGACUCCUGGGACGAGCUAUCCAGUCAGCUUUUCAGAUGCCUCUUCUACCUGCUGUCAAGUGCAAACAGAACCCAGUCCUACGUCUGUCACUGAAGCUGUUUCCAUCGGUCCAUCCAGUGAGACCUCAACUUGGAAAAACAACAACAUAACUGCUUCUAACAAUGGUGAGCUGCUUACAACAAAGAGUGAGAUAGAAAACAGCCCGAUGACUCUUGUUGCAAGUCCAACAGGAGAUAACAUCACAGAUUUCAGUCCAACAACUCCACAUCCACACUCUAUCACUACGGAAUUAGUCAGCAAGCCUAAUGGAGAGCCUGCGGACAGAGCUGUUAUAACAGAUCCUCAUCCAGUGUCAGAUCUGUGCGUUGCUUUCGUGGGUGUGACGCAAGUUACUCUCACCUGGAGGAAUGGUAAUGACACUGCCACCUGCCGGAUGCUCCUUGAACUCACUGGCAGCCCUAAAGAGAUGACUCAAGACUUAGCAGUCAAUAUUUCAGACCUGAAGCCAGGGAUUCAAUACAAGGUCACCUUGUAUUUUCCAGAAUCAAAUGAGGCACAGAGAGACCUCCUGGUUACAGAAAGUAGCUUGGGUACCAACACCACAGACAGCUACUCUCAGCCACCCAGAAGCCCCAGUGCCCUUGUGAUCAACGAUCGCCCAGAAUCUUCAAACUCAUCCUCUGAUGGUCGUGUGACCCGAGACACGGAAGUCCUGCUUUUGGGGUUAAAGUCUGACACACAAUACAACGCCACUGUUUAUUGUCGAGCAGAAGGUGGCACUGAGGGACAGCCCCAGACCAUCAAAUUCAAGACAAACUCCAGUCAGGUUUUUGACAUCCAAGUUGUGAACAUCAGUGCCACAAACAUGACCCUGACCUGGAAAAUCAACGAUAAUGAGUCAUCCUCUGUCUAUAUGUAUGAGAUACAAGUUGCUACGGAGACCAGUGUCCUCAAUGUCACCGUCAAUGAGACUCGUGCCCUCAUCAGUCAGCUCAGCCCUAGUACCUUAUACAACAUCGCCGUGCGUCCUUUCCUUGGCAACGGUUCUAAGGGCAUGCCAGGCUUUCUCCAAGUGUACACCCCCCCUGGACCAGUUUCCGACUUUCGAGUGACGAGUGUCAGCAUGAGGGAGAUUGGCUUAGCUUGGAGCAGCAACGACUCAGAUUCCUUUGAGAUACAUACCACAUGGGUUCCAGCUGGAACACAUUCGGUAGAAACCACCACCAACCAGAGUAUUGUCAUUGGUGGCUUAUACCCUGGAACUGAGUAUUGCUUUGAAAUAUUUCCACAAGGACCAAAUGGGACAAAAGGGGAUUCCCAGACAAUUUGCGAUAGAACUGCCCCCGGUGCAGUGUUUGACAUCCGUGUGAUCCAUGUCAACACGACGGAAAUGCAGCUGGAGUGGCGGAAUACGGACAAUGCUUCUGAGUACAUCUACCAUCUAGUCGUACAGUCUGAGAACGGCUCUUGUGAGAGGAACAGUUCCUACAGAGCAGUCACUCUCCGGGACCUGAGCCCGGGCACCUUGUAUAACAUCACGAUCUCUCCAGAAGUGAACCAUGUUCGUGGGAUCUCCAACUUCACGGAACAGUACACACGGCCCAGCACUGUGUCUGACAUUGAAAUAAGUACCAACACCACAGCAGCAACCUUAAAGUGGCAGAACUCUGACGAAGCCUCUCCCAGGUACACCUACCGCCUUCUUUUUGGGAAGGAUGGAAAUUCCAGCCACACGGCAGCCACAGUCACUGGCGUCACCUCUGCUACAGUCACCGGAUUAAUACCUGGCUCAUCGUACACAGUGGAGAUCUUCACACAAGUGGGGGAUGUCACCGAGUCACUGGCACCUGGCUCGCAGUCAUUCUGUACAGAUCCUGCACCAGUAGCCUCCUUCCACUGUGAGGUCGUCCCCAAAGAGCCGACCUUGGUUCUCAAGUGGGCCUGCCCUCCCGGCACCAACGCAGGCUUCAGGCUGGAGAUCAGCUGUGAGGCCUGGCAAAAUCUGACAUACCGGAAGAGCUGCUCCUCGGAGAACAACACCGAGUACAGGACGGAAGUCACGUAUUUGAAUUUUUCUACCUCGUACAACAUCAGCAUCACUGCCUUGUCCUGUAACAAGACGGCACCCCCCUCCCAAAGCACGUGCCUCACUGGCAUCACAGACCCCCCUUCUCCAGAUGGAUCCCCUAAUAUUACAUCUGUCAGUCACAAUUCAGUCAAGGUCAAGUUCAGUGGGUUUGAAGCCAGCCAUGGACCCAUCAAAGCCUACGCUCUCGUUCUCACCACUGGGGAAGCUGUUCACCCGUCUACAGAUGUUUUGAGAUAUACGUAUGAAGAUUUCAAAAAGGGGGACUCAGACACUUACGUGACAUACCUCAUAACAACAGAAGGAAAGAGACGCUCUCAGGGCUUGUCUGAAGUCUUGAAAUACGAAGUUGAUGUUGGGAAUGAGUCAACCACGCACGGCUAUUACAACGGGAAGCUGGAACCCCUGGGCUCCUAUCGGGCUUGUGUGGCUGGCUUCACCAAUAUUAUCUUUCACUCUUCCAAUGACGGACUCAUAGACGGGGCCAAGAGCUACGUGUCCUUCGGUCGCUGUUCAGAUGCUGUUUUCUUGCCCCAGGAUCCAGGUGUCAUCUGUGGAGCGGUUUUUGGAUGUAUCUUCGGUGCCCUGGUUAUUGUGGCCGUGGGAGGCUUCAUCUUCUGGAGAAAGAAAAGGAAAGAUGCAAAGAACAAUGAACUGUCCUUUUCUCAAAUAAAACCUAGAAAAUCCAAGUUAAUCAAAGUGGAGAAUUUUGAGGCCUACUUUAAGAAACAGCAAGCCGACUCCAACUGUGGAUUUGCAGAAGAAUACGAAGAUCUGAAGAUUGUUGGAAUUAAUCUACCCAAAUAUGCAGCUGAACUGGCUGAGAAUAGAGGAAAGAAUCGCUAUAAUAAUGUUCUGCCCUAUGACAUUUCCCGUGUCAAGCUUUCAAUCCAGACCCAUUCAACUGAUGAUUACAUCAAUGCCAACUACAUGCCUGGCUACCAUUCCAAGAGAGAUUUUAUUGCCACACAAGGACCUUUACCCAACACCUUGAAAGACUUUUGGCGUAUGGUUUGGGAGAAAAACAUAUAUGCCAUUGUUAUGUUGACCAAAUGUGUUGAACAGGGAAGGACCAAAUGUGAGGAGUACUGGCCCUCCAAGGAUGGGGUUUAUGAAGCUCUAAGGAGGGGAAGGUGUAAGAAUAUCCAGACAAGUGAGAGUCACCCUCUGCGACAGUUCCAUUUCACCUCUUGGCCGGACCACGGCGUUCCUGACACCACUGACCUGCUCAUCAACUUUCGGUACCUUGUUCGUGACUACAUGAAGCAGAGUCCUCCCGAAUCGCCGGUGCUGGUGCAUUGCAGUGCCGGGGUUGGAAGGACGGGCACUUUCAUUGCCAUUGAUCGUCUUAUCUAUCAGAUAGAGAAUGAGAACUCUGUGGAUGUGUACGGGAUUGUGUCUGACCUUCGAAUGCACAGGCCUUUAAUGGUGCAAACAGAGGACCAGUAUGUUUUCCUCAAUCAGUGUGUUUUGGACAUUAUCAGAUCCCAGAGGGACUCAAAAGUAGAUCUCAUCUACCAGAACACAAACGCAAUGACAAUCUAUGAAAACAUUGCCCCAGUGAGCACGUUUGGGAAGACAAAUGGUUACAUCGCCUAAUUCCAAAGGAAAACCUUUCUGGAGUUAACCAGAACAUCACACCCACAGCAAAGGAAAAUGCCCCGAUGUUGACAUGUUUUUAUAUGUCUAAUAACUUAAUUCUUUGUUCUGUUUUGUUAGAACUAACUUGAGGGCGUGAAGCUGCACACAUAAAACAUGACCGAUGAGAAGUUGGGGCUGUUGGGGGCUGUGGAUGGGUGGUGAGCACAUCAACUGUAUUCCUGAUUACCAAUGGGAUGAGUUCACUUUUUGUUUUUUCUUAAGAAUUACAGAACACCAGGAAAAGUGAGCUGUGAUUUUCUUUUUUUUUCAAAAUAGAUUCUUUUUUUAAAAAAAGACUAUUUUAUAUGAUUCACAUGCAAAAGCCAGGAUUGUGUUGGGUUGAAUAUAUUUUAAGUAUCAGAGGUCUAUUUUUACCUACUGUAUCUUGGGAUCUAGCUGAUGGAAAGUACAUAAUUGUGGAUGAUGAUCAUGUAGGGAGGGGUACGUGGUGCCUCUUCUGCUUGGGUUUUCUAUUUGAACAUGUGCCUUUUCUGAAUUAUGCUUCCACAGGCAAAACUCAGUAGAUAUCUAUAUUUUUGUAUUGAAUCUCAUAAUUGGAAUAUACAAAAUAUUUAAACAGUAGCUUAGUAUCAGAGGUUCAGCCUUCUCAGUAACAUUCCUGUUGAUCAGAGGAGGCCCUUGCCCCACUUCCCACACCCCCAUUUUGUGCUUUAUUCUCUUUCCUUUCCCUCCCAGUUUUCCCCAAAGACACCUCUGUUGGCUACAUUUUCAGCCCCUUGGUUGAGUGAGCGUGGGAACUAAAUAUCACCCUGAGAACCUCUGUGGGGGGCGAAGCAGAGGGACCCUAUAGUGAUGUAAUGUCCAUUUCUUCUCCCUGCGUUGUUUUUUUUCUCAAUUCUGUAUUUGUUAAGAAGGAUUAUUUAAAGGUGCAAUAUGUGACUUAGUGAUUCAUGAGGCUCUAGGUUUUUAGUAACGUUUUACUCAGGUUGGCAAUUUAUGUGUCUGUGUGUCAGUGUAUAUGUGUGUGUGUUUUUAAAAGUGUGGCGAUCUGUGAACACUUCAGUGUGAAAACAGUGUCAAAUCAAUUCCUCCUUCCUCGAAGUCCACUGGCUUUAGUUUGUAUCUGCAGUGACACAUAUUGGUAUCUACUGUAUAAAUAUAUACUAAACUCUUAAAA